Molecule: messenger RNA, 1362 nt
Organism: Blastocystis hominis
Lineage: Eukaryota; Bigyra; Opalinata; Blastocystidae
Exons: 6
Coding region: 1-1362 (453 amino acids)
Molecular function (GO): nucleic acid binding
Source: RefSeq, a predicted model, not a curated record
AUGUUUUUGAACUCAGACAUACAGGAAGGCAACUACUCCUAUUUGCAGAGAAUGAAUGGCUAUGAAGGUGAUAGAACCGUCUUCUGGAGUGACGCGUCAAUCUCUUCUUCGCCUAGAACAUUAAAUGACGAUUUAUUCAGUACUCAAGGUCACUCUCUGGAGGACCCUCUCUCGCAGAGAGUACGGGAACAGGACCUGAUGUUUGCUGCGGAUCAACCUAACGCUAAUUUAUAUGUUGAGAGAAAUUCACCUAACACCCCUUUCUUUUGGGAAGAAUACGAAGAUCCUUUCUUCCAAGAGGAGAUUCUUUUGAAUCCGAUGUCUCCUAAUAAUGUUGCUACUUUUGAUGAUCCUAGCAAUUUGUUAUAUGGGAGUCGUUAUGAGAGGCCUCCCUUUCCUCUUCCCACGCCUCAGUCUUUUGCUAUGAGUCCAUCUCCCUACACUGUUCCCCCCCAUAUUUAUCGGCGACCUUAUCCACAGUACGAACCUCCCCGCAUAGCGGAGGGAUUUGUACGAACUCCCUCUCCUCGUUAUGAUUUUGGUAUUCACUCAAUGCAUCAACCUGUACCUACAUCGAUGCCCAUGGGUACGGUUGCUCCACCUCCAUCGAUGCCCAUGGGUACGAUUGCUCCACCUCCAUCAUUGCCCAUGGGUACGAUUGCUCCACCUCCAUCAUUGCCCAUGGGUACGAUUGCUCCACCUCCAUCAAUGCCCAUGGGUACGAUUGCUCCCCCUCCAUCAUCGCCUGUGUCGACAAUCGCUGCACCUCCAUCAUCGCCUGUGUCGACAACAGCUCCUCGUCCUCCUGCUCCUACUCCACUGCCACAACCCCAAGUGAUGUCUAUCCCAUCGAGCAAUAAGAAGCAUAAGAAAGGCAUGAACAAUUACAACAAGAAGGAAUUGAAUGCAAGCAUGUACAAGAUUGACCUAUAUAGAACUCUUACAGGAAAGGAUAUGCGAAUGACCCUAAUGAUCCGAAACAUCCCCAACGGCUUUACGAGAACGAAACUGCUCAGAUAUUUGGACGGGUUUGUAAAGAACAAAUACGACUUUUUGUAUUUGCCUGUGGAUUCCAUCUCGUUAAGCAAUCUCGGUUUCGCUUACAUUUCAAUGAUUAAUCUCAAAAGCGUGGAAACUAUAUACAAUGAGAUGCAUGGAAAAAGAUGGAAGGACACGUUCAGCAUGAAGGUGUGCCAGAUUGUUUAUGCAAGAAUGCAGGGGAAACUAGCGAUGAAGCGACUAUGCAAGGACUGGAGUGUGAUGCAGCUCCCUGAAGAAUAUCAUCCUAUCUUUUUUAAGCCGAUUAUUGAUGAAAGGGGGCAUACAGUAAUGAUUGUUGAAGAUAUUUUGUGUGUUUGUUGA